Molecule: messenger RNA, 3823 nt
Organism: Raphanus sativus (radish)
Lineage: Eukaryota; Viridiplantae; Streptophyta; Magnoliopsida; Brassicales; Brassicaceae
Product: phytochrome B-like
Biological process (GO): red, far-red light phototransduction; detection of visible light; protein-tetrapyrrole linkage
Molecular function (GO): phosphorelay sensor kinase activity; protein homodimerization activity; photoreceptor activity
Source: RefSeq, a predicted model, not a curated record
AUCUCACUUCUUUUUUUUUUCUCGGGAAAAUCUUUAUUUUCUCAGAAAGAUUUUAAAUGAUUUCCUCGGUUUCAAUUAUCUGCAGAAUUUCGAGAAUAAUCCCCCCAAAAGUUUCUCUCUUUUUUAAUAGAAUCUGACGUAAUCACCAAAAUCUAGAACCGCCCCAGAUGAAAAGUUAACUCCUUUAUGUCCAUGGGGACCUCCAGCUUUCAUAUACUCAUCAUUUGACGCUGAGUCCAUCCUCCAUCACUAACAACAAACUACCCAGCAUGGUUUCAGGUGUCAGCGGCGCCGGCCGUGGCCGUCACCACACGGAGUCAAUGAGCAAAGCCAUACAACAACAGUACACAGUCGACGCGAGACUCCACGCCGUCUUCGAACAAUCAGGCAAAUCCUUCGACUACUCAAACUCCCUCAAAACGACAACGUACGACUCCUCCUCCUCCUCCGUUCUUGCCGAGCACCAGAUCACCGACUAUCUCUCGACGAUCCAGCGCGGCGGCUACAUACAGCCUUUCGGUUGCAUGAUCGCCGUCGAAGAGCCCACCUUCGCCAUCAUCGCCUAUAGCGAGAACGCGCGGGAGAUGCUAGGCCUCCUCCUCACUCCCCACUCAGUUCCCAUCCUCGCCAUGGGAGCAGACCUCCGCUCUCUCUUCACCCACUCCAGCUCUCUCCUCCUCGAACGCGCCUUCUUGGCUCCAGAGAUCACGCUCCUCAACCCGGUCUGGAUCCACUCCAAGAACACCGGCAAGCCCUUCUACGCGAUCCUACACAGGAUCGACGUCGGAGUCGUCAUCGAUUUAGAACCAUCCAGAACCGAAGAUCCGGCUCUCUCUAUAUCCGGAGCCGUGCAGUCGCAGAAGCUCGCUGUUCGCGCCAUCUCUCGGUUACAGUCUCUCUCCACCGGUGGAGAAGAAGACAUCAAGCUUCUCUGCGACACCGUCGUGGAAAGCGUCAGGGACCUGACCGGAUACGACCGUGUGAUGGUCUACAAGUUUCACGAAGACGAGCACGGAGAAGUUGUUGCAGAGAGUCGGAGAGAGGAUCUAGAGCCUUACGUCGGCUUACAUUAUCCCGCCACUGAUAUCCCGCAAGCGUCGCGGUUCUUGUUUAAACAGAACCGCGUCCGGAUGAUCGUCGAUUGUCACGCUAAACCGGUUCUCGUGGUCCAAGACGAAAAGCUGACUCAGUCUGUGUGUUUGGUUGGCUCUACUCUUAGAGCUCCUCACGGUUGCCACUCUCAGUACAUGGCUAACAUGGGGUCUAAUGCCUCUUUAGUGAUGGCGGUUAUAAUAAACGGUAACGAAGAAGAUGAGAGUGGGAGAAGCUUUACGAGGCGGCUUUGGGGUUUAGUCGUUUGCCACCACACCUCCUCUCGCUGCAUACCGUUCCCUCUGAGGUACGCCUGCGAGUUUCUGAUGCAGGCGUUUGGUUUGCAGCUCAACAUGGAGCUGCAGUUAGCUCUUCAGAUGUCGGAGAAGCGCGUGUUGAGGACGCAGACGCUGUUAUCCGACAUGCUUCUGCGUGACUCUCCCGCAGGGAUCGUCACGCAGAGUCCUAGCAUCAUGGACCUGGUGAGAUGCGACGGCGCCGCGUUUCUCCACCGCGGGAAGUACUAUCCUUUGGGCGUUGCUCCGAGCGAGGCUCAGAUAAAAGACGUUGUUGAGUGGUUGCUUGCGAGCCACGCCGGGUCGACCGGCUUGAGCACUGAUAGUUUACGCGACGCCGGGUAUCCGGGUGCGGCUGGACUAGGCGAUGAGGUGUGCGGUAUGGCGGUCGCGUGCAUCACGAAGAGAGAUUAUCUCUUCUGGUUCCGUUCCCACGCGGCUAAAGAAGUCAAAUGGGGUGGCGCUAGGCAUCGUCCUGAGGAUAGAGACGAUGGGCAUAGGAUGCAUCCUCGCUCGUCUUUCAUCGCGUUUCUCGAAGUUGUUAAGAGCAGGAGUCAGCCGUGGGAGACUGCGGAGAUGGACGCGAUUCAUUCUCUCCAGCUGAUUCUGAGAGACUCUUUUAAAGAAGCUGAGGCAGAUGGUGCGGUUCAGAGUUGUGGAGGAGUAGGUGCGGUUGCGAGAGAGAUGGUUAGACUCAUUGAGACAGCAGCUGCGCCUAUAUUCGCUGUAGACUGUGGAGGACGUGUGAAUGGAUGGAACGCUAAGAUUGCGGAGUUGACUGGUCUCUCUGUUGAAGAGGCUAUGGGGAAGUCUUUGGUCUCUGAUCUAAUAUACAAAGAGAAUGAAGAAACUGUUGAUAAGCUCAUUUCUCGUGCGUUGAGAGGGGAGGAGGACAAGAACGUGGAGGUGAAGCUGAAGACUUUCAGCCCUGACUUACAAGGGAAAGCGGUUUUCGUGGUUGGGAAUGCGUGUACGAGAAAGGACUACUUGAACAACAUUGUCGGGGUGUGUUUCGUUGGACAGGACGUUACCGGUGAGAAGAUCGUUAUGGACAAUUUCAUCACCUUACAAGGAGACUACAGAGCCAUCGUCCACAGUCCCAACCCUUUGAUUCCGCCGAUCUUUGCGGCAGACGAGAACACUUGCUGCCUGGAGUGGAACACUGCGAUGGAAAGGCUCACCGGUUGGUCUCGCGGCGAAGUGAUCGGGAAACUGCUUGUUGGUGAAGUGUUUGGGAGCUGUUGCAGGCUCAGAGGUCUUGAUGCGUUGACCAAGUUCAUGAUUGUGUUGCAUAAUGCGGUCGGUGGUCAAGAGACUGAGAAGUUCCCUUUGCCGUUCUUUGAUCGGAACGGGAAGUUUGUUCAAGCUCUGUUGACUGCUAACAAGAGGGUUAGCCUCGAGGGGAAGGUCGUUGGAGCUUUCUGUUUCUUGCAGAUUCCGAGUCUUGAGGCUUUAACAGUCGAAAGAAGGCAGGAGACAGAGUGUUUCACAAAGGAGAAAGAGCUAGCUUACGUUUGUCAGGUGAUAAAGAGUCCUUUGAGCGGUUUGCGUUUCUCAAACUCGUUGCUGGAAGGUACGGAGUUGAAUGAGAAUCAGAAACAGUUUCUUGAAACGAGUGUUUCUUGCGAGAAGCAGAUCUCGAGGAUUGUCACUGACAUGGAUCUUGAAAGACUUGAAAACGGUUCGUUUGAGCUGCUUAGAGAGGAGUUUUAUCUCGGAAGUGUCAUCAACGCAGUUGUAAGCCAAGCGAUGUUCUUAUUAAGGGAGAGAAGUGUUCAGCUGAUCCGUGAGAUUCCUGAAGAGAUCAAAUCAAUAGCUGUUUAUGGAGACCAGACAAGGACUCAACAGCUAUUAGCUGAGUUUCUGCUGAGUAUCAUCCGGUAUGCACCGUCACAAGAGUGGGUAGAGAUCCAUCUAAGCCAAGUUUCAAAGCAAAUGGUUGAUGGUUCCUCCUCUAUCCGCACAGAAUUUAGAAUGGCGUGUCCAGGUGAAGGCCUACCUCCAGAGUUGGUCAGUGACAUGUUCCACAGCAGCAGGUGGACGAGUCCUGAAGGGUUAAGUCUAAGCGUGUGUAGAAAGAUUCUAAAGCUCAUGAACGGUGAGGUUCAAUACAUAAGAGAGUCAGAACGCUCCUAUUUCCUCAUCAUUCUCGAACUCCCAGUUCCUCCUUUAUCAACAGCUAGCGGCGACAUGAUGUUGUUGAUGUCAUAGGCACUCACACUUAUAUAAGUUAGGAGAAGAGUUUGUGUUGUAUGUGUAUGUGUUUGUGAGUCUUAACGACACUGGAGGAGGAUAGAGAGUUUUUUUUUUUUUGUUUCCGGUGAGAUAAGUAGAGAAGAGGAGAUUGGUUUGCGUUUGACUCACCGGAAUAGAAAACGUAACAUGUACUUAUAGAGUCUGUAACACUUUGGUUUCUAUUUUGUUUGCACUGUGUA